CUUCACUCCCACACCCACUACACCCCGUCUCUCACCCCGACCAACCUUCACCACCUCUACCACCCGGUGGAACAGCCUCUCUUGGCCCUGGUGUGCGACUCUUUCGCUAGACGCUGCACACACAUCAAUACCUCCACCCCCCCAACCGCAGCUAUGUCCUUCCUCAAGGCCAGCUCCGCUGCAUCCAGACUGGGCGCCCCAUCUCCCACGCCCUCCAACUCCUCAAACAGCGGCGCGAAGCGAAAGCGACCCGCCGAUGAUGUCGCUGCUUCCACCGUCUACUCGCAGCCCUUGGACACCGGCACUGGCAACCACAUCUUCACCCAGGUCACAUACACUAUCGAGUUCCUUCGUGGCAAGAGCCGAUGGAUGACCUUCCAAGAGAUUACCGAGUACCUCAACAUCCCGCUUCACGAGGACCACCUUCGCACGCAGCUGGAGGUCAUCUUCCGCAGCCCCACCACUAGCCGCAUCGAGCACAAUCCCCGGGACAACACCUAUCGCUACAAACCCAAGUACGACAUCCGCAAUGCUGCGCAACUCAAGGGCUGGCUCCAGACGCAGAAGUCGGCGCAAGGAUUGGCUGUGCGGGAGCUCAAGGAUGGCUGGCCGAAUGUGCACGAGGAGAUUAGGGAGCCGGAGCGGAAGAGGGAAAUUCUAGUCAACCGCAACAAGAAGGACCAAGUCGCUAAGACGGUGUGGAUCAACGAUCCGUCUCUCAUGCACAACCUUGACGAAGAUUUCAGGAACGAGUGGCACAAGAUACUGCUGCCCCCAAAUCCGGACGAUCUGCGGAACAAGCUGGUAGCAGCGGGUCUGAAGCCUUCUAGCGCCCCUCGUGCGGCUAUGGCUGCGAAACCGAAGGAGAAGAAGAAGAAGGCGCCAAGGCGGGGCGGCAAGCAGACCAAUACCCAUAUGGCGUCCAUCCUCAAAGACUACUCCCACAAGAGGAAGUAAUUUUUAUUUCUCACUGCAUAGCAUCGGCGAUAGGGAUCGUUUAUCGGAUAACCUUGCAUGGCGUACGUGGAAAAUUUCCUUUUGAUUUGCAUGGCAUGCUUAAGGAUGACUGGGCGCUCGGACUCGGAGCUCUCUCACACUGUAACUACUACACGAGUACAACAUGAAUGUUUUCCUGGGCCAUUGUGAAAUUUAUAUCCAGCCAUAGACAAGACCUUG
Molecule: messenger RNA, 1176 nt
Organism: Lindgomyces ingoldianus
Lineage: Eukaryota; Fungi; Ascomycota; Dothideomycetes; Pleosporales; Lindgomycetaceae
Product: transcription initiation factor IIE, beta subunit
Exons: 1
Coding region: 154-957 (267 amino acids)
Biological process (GO): transcription initiation at RNA polymerase II promoter
Cellular component (GO): transcription factor TFIIE complex
Source: RefSeq, a predicted model, not a curated record